Lycium ferocissimum is the source of this 877-nucleotide messenger RNA. RefSeq names its product ubiquitin-conjugating enzyme E2 28-like. Bases 155 to 601 code for a protein of 148 amino acids. Gene Ontology annotation, biological process: protein polyubiquitination. Gene Ontology annotation, molecular function: ubiquitin conjugating enzyme activity. The transcript is spliced from 5 exons. NCBI's taxonomy places the organism in Eukaryota, Viridiplantae, Streptophyta, Magnoliopsida, Solanales, Solanaceae. Gene Ontology annotation, cellular component: nucleus. The record is from RefSeq and is a predicted model, not a curated record.
UUUUUUCUUUUUUCCAUCCCUUGGUUUCCGCGUUAAACAAACCAAGCAGCUCAUGAAGAAAACAACAACAACGAAAAAGCACUGAAAAAUUAAAGAAUCAUUCUUCAAUUUUUAUUUUUCUUCCAAUUCUAUCAAAUCAGAUCUCUCUUCAAUUAUGGCUUCGAAACGCAUAUUGAAAGAGUUGAAGGACCUCCAGAAAGAUCCUCCUACCUCUUGCAGCGCCGGCCCUGUCGGAGAGGACAUGUUUCACUGGCAAGCUACAAUAAUGGGCCCUCCAGAUAGUCCGUACGCGGGGGGUGUAUUUUUAGUCACUAUUCAUUUUCCUCCAGAUUAUCCAUUUAAACCUCCUAAGGUUGCCUUUAGGACAAAAGUUUUCCAUCCAAAUAUUAAUAGCAAUGGCAGUAUAUGCUUGGACAUAUUGAAGGAGCAGUGGAGCCCUGCCUUGACUGUUUCCAAGGUUUUGCUUUCAAUCUGCUCACUCUUGACGGAUCCAAACCCUGAUGACCCCCUGGUACCUGAGAUUGCUCAUAUGUACAAAACAGACAGGGCUAAAUACGAAUCAACUGCCCGGAGUUGGACCCAGAAGUACUCCAUGGGUUAAAUGUUAAAACAUUUCCUAUGAGCGUUUGAAUUUAUGUAUAAAGAUUGAAUUUGUCUGUCCUCUGCCUUCCAUCAACGUAAGUGUAGAAUAGCAUUAAACAAUGCCUCUGGAGGAAAGACAUGAUUUGAAUUUGUUUAUAUAGAUACCAAUAUUUGAAGAAAUCUGGGAAGUGUUUAUUUACCUGGUUUAGGAUUGUAACAUUUGGUUUCAACAAUCUAUUUCAUAUAAAACUGUUCGCUACUUGAUGUCUUCAUAAAUUCGAUACUGUCUUCAUUA